Molecule: messenger RNA, 5422 nt
Organism: Phascolarctos cinereus (koala)
Lineage: Eukaryota; Metazoa; Chordata; Mammalia; Diprotodontia; Phascolarctidae
Gene: TAL1
Product: TAL bHLH transcription factor 1, erythroid differentiation factor
Biological process (GO): regulation of transcription by RNA polymerase II
Molecular function (GO): DNA-binding transcription factor activity, RNA polymerase II-specific; protein dimerization activity; RNA polymerase II cis-regulatory region sequence-specific DNA binding
Source: RefSeq, a predicted model, not a curated record
GCGUGCGUGUGUGUGUGUGUGUGUGUGUGUGUGUGUGUGUGUGUGUGCGCGCGCGCGCGCGUGUGUCCCAGGGCCGGGGAGGUCCAGGGCAUCUCUCGGGGCUUCCUGGUUUUUUACCGACCAUGGUUUCCUGGGGGACCGAUGGCAGCUCGGAGUGUCGGACGCCCAGUGGAUGGGCAGUACCUUGGCUGCGAUGGAGUAGGCCGCUGCCAUUGCCUUCUACAGAGGGAGGUGGAGACCGAGGACCCCGGCUAGUCCUUUCCCCCCUACCGGCCCGCCCCCCGCAGUGGGGAGAGGUGGAGAACCGAUUGCUAGGAGCCUGUCGCUUUAAAUAUGCCCCAGGAUGAUGGAGCGGCAGGCAGCUGAGCUGCCCCCCAGUGACCCCCCGCGGGAUGCAGCCCCGGGGACCAGCAGCAGCGGUAGCGGAGGGGGGGGCGGCUCCGAUCCUGAGCCCGAGUCCGAGUCCCGCAUGGAACCGCAGCGGGCCCCCCCCCACCUCCUCCUCCUCAACGGCGUUGCCAAGGAGACCGGCCGUCCGGCCCCCGACCCCCCCGUCAUCGAGUUGGCCCCCCGCCGCGGCCCGGGGGGCGGCGCCCGGGACUUAAAGGGCCGCGACGCAGAGGCGCGCCAGAGGGUGCCCACCACGGAGCUGUGUCGGCCACCCGCCCCCGCCCCAGCCACGGCGCCUGCCCCCGUAGAGCCCCCCAGCGACGGCCGCAUGGUGCAGCUGAGCCCCAGCGCGCUCCCGGGACAGGCGGCCGCUGCCGCUGCGGGCAGAGCCAUGCUCUACGGCCUCGGGCAGCCGCUAGCCUCGCUCAGCAGCGGGUUUUUCGGGGAGCCAGACCCCUUCCCGGUGUUUACCAGCAACAAUCGCGUCAAGAGGAGACCCUCGCCCUACGAAGUGGAGAUCAAUGACGGCCCCCAUACCAAGGUUGUCCGGCGCAUCUUCACCAAUAGCCGGGAGCGGUGGAGGCAGCAAAACGUUAAUGGGGCAUUUGCUGAGCUCCGAAAACUUAUUCCCACCCAUCCACCGGAUAAGAAGCUGAGCAAAAAUGAGAUACUUCGUCUGGCUAUGAAAUACAUCAACUUCUUAGCCAAACUCCUCAAUGACCAAGAGGAGGAGGGCAGCCAGCGGGGCCGCGGGGCCAAGGACCCCGUGGGGACUGGCGGAGCUGGCAGCGGAGGCGGGACGGGACCCAGGGCUGGGCCAGCUACUGAUGACCUCCUCCACGAUGCUCUCUCACCCAACUCCAGCUGUGGCAGCUCCCUGGAUGGUGCUGCCAGCCCUGACAGCUACACUGAGGAUUCGGAGCCCAAGCAUCCAGCUCGAAGCCUGCACCCUGCCCUAUUGCCUGCCGAUGGCACUGGCCCACGGUGAUGGGCCAUGCCAAAGGGCAGCCCUCCUGUGGCUGGGAUGGCGCAGACUUGGGGUACAGCAUAGGGACAGUGGAUGGAGCAGGAUGCUGGGAGUAGGGGAAAUGGUCAGUUCAGAGGCUAGGAAAAGACUGGCCUGGAAGCAGAGGGGAUGAAUAAGAUGACCUUUCUUGGGCCUGGCUUAUCCGGCCUGAACCCUAUAUGUCACAUAUCAUGGGAAUUGUGUGCGUAUGGUCAGAGGCUGAAGUGAUGUCUUUGGUGAUUAUUUCCCUCCUGGAUCCUUGGACUUUGCCCCCUCUGGCCCUGGAGUUGGCAGCUCUAUGGACACAGCAUGGUUGGUAGUGUACAAGGAAGAAGAUUCAGCUCUCUCCCACUCUCCUGUAUCUCUGUGAACCUCUGGACACCUACCAGCCCCACCUGAUCCCCAGAACCAGGUCUAAGGACCCAGGAACACCCCCUAUGCCUGUCCUCCCCCAUAAUACUGAACCGUGCUUUCAGACCUUGGCCUUUGGGAUGGUCUAAACCCCAGUCAUCCAGGCUCAUGGCCUCCAUGGCUCUGCCAUGAUCACUUGAGGGCUAGAGGCAUGGUGGGGAGAGUGGAAAGUCAGCACUUUCCAGGUGGGAGCUCCUGAGCCCUCCUAUGGAAGGAAAGGUACCCAGUACUCGGUCCCACUCUGCCCUGGCCCUCCCGCCACAGCAGUCUGCACAUGCUCAGUGAUCACCCCGAGUUGUGAGCAGCCUCAAUGGCCAGUUGUCAUUGGAACACUCACGGAUGGCAUAAUCACAAUUUAUGCACAUUCACUAAUGCCUUCCCCAGUGGGGGGCAUGGAUAAUCCAAGACCCUGGAGAAAAAUGCACUUGCUUGGUUUGGGAAUGAAGCUGAUUGCUCCUCUCGUUCCUGGGUGCUAGCUUUUUGGCUGUAGACACUGUAGGAAUCCAAGCAGGUGGGUGAAGGGGUGAUCGAGGGAGCUGAGGACCCUUGAUUGAAAGUCAGGAGACCUGAGUUCUUGACCUAACUGUUCCUGACUUACUGUGUGGCCUUGGGGAAGUUCCUUCUCCUCUCUGGGCCUCAGAUGGGACUGACUGGGUGGUCUCUCCAAGCUCUCACCUUCCCAGAGUCUGCUCCCAGCUCUGCUGCUCACAAGCCCUGUGACCCUGCACAGAUCUCUAAUGGGGGCCUUAGCUUUGGUAGUCUUUAAAGGUCCUUUCAGCUCUGCUCUUCUCCAAUCCCAGGCUCCUGCACUGACUGGGGAUGAGACCUGGGGAACCUGGUCGUGUAUAAUGGAAUGCUGGACCUGAAGAGUCUGAGCUCUGUGUUCAAUGCCCUUCUGGACACCAAGUUCAUGGGUGUCCUUGAACAGGGAUGAGUACGGAUUGGCCUGGGAAUGGAUAGGGGCUCCCCUGAAUGAACUGAAACCUGGCCUAGCUUGAAGGCAAGACUCCAAGCUCUUCUACUCCUGGGAUACCUACAAACAGCCCUUGACGCUCCGGCACCUCACUUUAUGUGGCAGUCAUGCUCCUGAGAAAGUCACUUGUAAACCGAAGUUUUGUACAUCAGAUUCUGUUUUAAAGGACUCUUAGGGUGACCUCUUUUGUAAAGUGAAGAAUUCUUUUUGUAAAGUGAAUCAUCACUCCUUAAUUUGUCUCAUGUGUAAGACUGAAGGGUUGGACAUCAAGUUUGCAUGGAGUGAGGUCUGCCUAUAGCUAUGCUGGAGAAAGAGUUCCCCAGUAUUUGUAAGAAGACUCCAGUCCCCUUUCUGUCUCUCUUACUGGAGGCUUCUUUUUCAAUCAAAUGGAGACCGACUGCUUGGUGCUGUCUGAAAGCCUGGCCUUCCCUCUGCAGCAGGACUAGUGAGGGUCUUUGAACCCCGACCACAUCAUGACACUUUACCUGAUCUCUGACUGCAGGCAUUGAGAUCCAGCUUGUGUGUAGGGAGCUGAGCAGAUUACCUGUCUGUGGUCCAGCAGUGGCUGGCUUUGAUAGCACAGGGGCCUUUCUCUGUGCCUGAAGAGAGGCACUCCCUUUUGGGGGAGGGGGCAGGUAGCAAUAGCCUGACUUGGUAGGGGGCACUGAGGAUUUCUCAGUGUUUCUGUACCUGCUCUGAGCUCCCUGGACCCACGUCCCAUGACUCACCUUGAUCAUUUCCAUUUUACAACCUUCAAGGUUUGGUUGAUCCUUUGUAUCGAAUAGUUUCCAUUUUACUGAUGAAGAAACAGAGAUGAAAUUAUUUGUCCAUGGUCAUAUGUCAGUUGGAAGGUAGAAACACAGCCCCAGCCUCUCCUGGGGCUCCCAUUUUCUAUGCCUUGUAUUUAAUACCUUAUACCCUCCUUCCUGGUGGGCUCCUAUUUUAUAACACAAAACUGCUAUGGAAACCAGGAGAGAUCUAGAGAGUAGCUUGGGGCUUGGUGCCCAGUUUUCAACAAGACAGGUUGGCCAGCAAAAUGGGAGUGGGGGACACCUGGGCUUCCCAGUGAGAGCAAGAGAGCUUGGUCCUUGGUAAAUUGGAACCAUGUGGAUAGUUGGAUAUAGACCAGGGCUAUGGACCUGGUUCUAGUCCAUACUUCCCUUCUGAGUUGCUGUGUGACUUUUGGCAGGUUGCUUCUCCUUUCUGGGCCUCAGCGACAAAUGGGGCAGGUUUAGAAUCCCAUCUUCCUCCCAGGGCAGUCAUGAAGCUCAUUGUAGGCUAUGUAUGAAAAGCUACCAGGAAGAUUAAAGAUUAAAGAUAAGGGAGAGGAGGGUGUUACUAUGAGCAUCCUUCUCAAAAUGGGUUUUUUCCACUCUAGACACAUGCCCAUUGGCUUUUGCCAUAUCUCAAGCUCUCUAGGCAACAAUGAAGUCUCUCCUGCUCUCCACACAUGUACAUUAUCCAGAUAAUUUAGCCCUGAACUAGUUCUGUCUGAACUCUCUGGAUAAGUGAGGCCAUCAGACGUUGGUCAACAGAUACACUCGGACACCUUUGCUCUUUUAGGCUGAGGUACAUGUCUGUGUGUGCAGAGGGGAGUAGGAAGGGAAAAGGGGUUGUCAGAGAAUGAGUCAGGUUGGGGGAGCACAUAGGAAUAGAUCUACCAUAGGAUCAACCCAACUUGAUCUAGUGUGGGAAGGUAGCCAAGGCUUUAGCAGAGACUCAAAAAUCAUUUGGUAUUUCCUUUCCCCUAAAAGAAAUAAGAAAAUUUGAAGAAUAAGACUAAAACAAAUAGGAGAACAAUUCAAUUCCACUCAAGAAGCAUUCAUUAAGCACCUACCGUAUGUCUGGCACUGUGUCAGCUGCUGGGAAUACAGACAAAAACAGAAACAACAAACCAGUGCCUGCCCUCAAGGAGCUUAAAUUCUAUUGUGGGAAAAUAGAACUGAAAAUACAAAAGAGGUCAGCAUAAAUAACAUUCUAAGGAUAAUGGCAAAGAAUGUCAUGAUAGAAAACAUUCUGAGAACAAAGGCCAAUGUGAUAAGUUGGGGAAAUUGCCUAUUUUUUCACUCAUAUUCUCUCUUUUUCUGUGUGUAUGUGUGUAGCUGAAAGACAUGAUGGUACAAUCUUCGUAAAUUUCUCCAAACAAGACCAAACCCAGUGUCUGUAGCCCAGCAGCUACAUUUCAUCUCCAGUUUUGGGAGUGGGUCUAGUUGUACUUGUUUUCAAUGGUACCUGGCCCCCUGGGAACCCAGAUCUCCUCUGGUCCCUGCCCUAUGUCUGUGUACGUAUGUGGCUCCCCACAUUUUCCAGGGGCAGCCCCUUGGGUCCAUGUACUGUAGGGGAUGAUUUUGGCUGGUCUCUGCAGAGGAUGCUCUUGCAGAGAGGGAGUAACCACCCUUGGUACCGUUGCCUUGGAGGACCACCGAGGCGAGCGCUGGGGAGUGCUACUCUGGGAGAGAAAAGGCCUUUUGGUGGUGACGAGUGUGCUUGCACUUGUGUGUGCAUGAAUGUGCAUGUGUGUGUGUGUGUGUGUGUGUGUGUGCGCGCGCGUGUGUGUGCGUGUGUGUGCACAUGCAAGCAUAUAUGUAUGAGGAGUAUAUUGGGGAAUGAGAUUUCUAAAUAAAAGUUUUACAGAGUGGCUA